This is a messenger RNA of Talaromyces amestolkiae, 2040 nucleotides long. RefSeq lists its product as uncharacterized. Bases 1 to 2040 code for a protein of 679 amino acids. Gene Ontology annotation, molecular function: translation initiation factor activity. Gene Ontology annotation, biological process: translational initiation; formation of translation preinitiation complex. The record is from RefSeq and is a predicted model, not a curated record. Lineage: Eukaryota; Fungi; Ascomycota; Eurotiomycetes; Eurotiales; Trichocomaceae. The transcript is spliced from 3 exons.
AUGUUCAAGAAAAAGCCAACGGUAAAUAUCACAAAGCUUGUCCACCCCGCAGAUGCCCCUCAUAUCACGUCGAAACUUCGGAAAGAGAUGAGAUCUAGGAUCAAAACACUCUCACCCAUCCGCUCUUCUGAUCGUCGAAAAAUAGCCGAUCAAAUCAUCAAAGAAUACCAAAUCGCCAUUCCCACCGCAGCUCCGACUGACGACCCCAAUACCAGCAACAACAAUGAAGAAGGAAACGCCGCUAAAGAGACAGCUACAAAUCUCACAGCAAUAAGAAACGCCCUUCUCCCAGAGAACUCACUCUCUGCAAGAUUCACGACAACAGCAGGACCAGAUCUUCGAGAAGUCCAGGGCACCGUAUACGCCGGCUCACAUCCCGAAUUAGGCGGCGAGGAAAGAAUACUAUGGUUCAAAAUCGAACAAGGGCCAGGCGCAGAUGGACGGAUAUACCCUACGGUCUACUCGCUAUGGCACAAUUCUCGUAUCCUGCCCUUACUACAUACUCCGUCUUUCGUCAUGGGAAAGCUCUUUGGGGGAGCUGAUUUGAUGACACCGGGUUUGGCUAAUGGGCCUCCAUUUCCGGAUAGAGCUGUAAAGGGGGCUGCUGUGGCGGUUGCGAGCUUGGAUACUCCUACGGUACCUGUGUUUGUGGGGGUUUGUGAAAUUGAUGUUUCUGCGUUGGGGGAGGUUCAGGGCACAAAGGGGCAUGCGGUUCGUGGGUUGCAUUGGGAAGGGGAUGAUUUGUGGUCGUGGAGUUCAUCUUCGAAGCCGGGUCAUCCUUCUCCUGAGUAUCUGGAAGGUUGGGAUGAGGAGAAAAUUCAGGAUGUUGAAGAUGCGAUUGGAGAGUUGACCUUGAAAGAGGAGCAAGUGGCGGCGCAAGCUGCUAGCCUGGACGAAGAAGGACAAGCGGCUCCUGAAGAGCUUCUUGAACCGGAGACGGAGCCUACUGUCAAAGAGAUCGAUGCUGCCUUCGUUAAGGCGUUCGUCUAUUCUCUGUACCAACUCAAAAAAGAUAACCCCAACACACCAAACCAUGGACUACAGCUCCCGGUUCAGCCAUCUGCGGUGAUCUCACGACUCGUUACCCCAUAUCUACCAAUCUAUUCCACACAACAAGCGCAGUACUAUCAGAUCAAAAAGACAAGCUGGAAAAACGUGAAGAAAUUCAUCAAAUACUUAGACAAGGAAAGACUCGUCAAAUCCAAAGAUCGCAACGGACAGGAGACGGUGGUCAUUGACGUUGACUUUAAUGAUCAUCGAAUUGAGCAGUUUACUCCCUACAGACUGCCCACCAAGAACAUUGUCGAAAGCUCCGGAAAAGCAGUAUCUGGAAAACAAAAGGUAGCCGAAGAGGGAGGUGGAGACCCAUCGAUUGGGCAGGUGAUUAUCGUUCAGGUCUUGUACAGACCGACUCAAAAGCUUACGCCUACUCUUUUCCCUCAACUCAGCACGACUGACCCGAAGAACUACUACAAAUACUCGGAAGUCUCAACGCGACUAGAUGAAUACCUCUCAUCACAAGAUCCACCACUUGUAUCCGAGUCUAAUCGGCGAAUCAUCAAACUCAACCCAUUUCUCGCCAACACCAUCUACACAUCUUCCUCACCCGAAGACAGAGCAGCCCUCUCCCGCGGCGAAGUGACUCGAGACAGCCUCCUGAAACGAAUCACAUCAGAUACUACCCUCCUCGCCCCUUACCACGCCAUCCUAAAACAAGGCCAAACAAUAGCAGACAUCAAACCCAAAUCCGGCAGCGCACCCAAAGUUGCCGUCAUGAUUGAGCGACGAGCAGGCAACAAGACAGCCACUAAGGUCUCUGGGAUUGAGUACUUUGGCAUUAUCCCUACACUGUUGGCGGAAGAGUUGCAGAAGAAGUGUGCUUCGAGUACGAGUGUGGCGCAGGCUACGGGCGCGGUGAAGGGGGUGAUGGAGAUUAUGAUUCAGGGUGAUCAGCGAAAGGCAGUUGAGACGGCGCUGGAGAAGAGGGGGGUCAAGUCGCAGUGGGUUGAAGUUGUGGAUAAAACGAAGAAGAAAAAGUAG